AGGGUGCUGUGUUUGCCCCUGAGAGAGACAAGGCAGUUCUUCCCCUGUCUGUGCACCAGUUUCCACAUAGUGCUUUGUUAGAGGGAAAGGAGUUGAGAGACUGGAGAGAAGAAAGGCAGACAGGAAAAGAAUGGAAAGAAAGGAGGGAUGAAAAAGAGCAGAAAGAUAUCCUCUCUUCUGAGAGAAAAGCACCCAGGAGCAUAGGGGAUCUUGAAAAGGCUCACUCAGAUUGGGGAUCUGGAAAUGCAACUGCUCUGGUGCCAGCAUGUCCAAGAGCAAGCAGUAUCCCAGGAUUCCCGUCUAUGCAAAUCAGUAGUACAGACACAGGAUUAGGGAGCUUCUCAGUGGACAAAAGCACAUUGUGGGAGAAACAAUCAAAGGCAUUGCGUGUCUUGCAAGUGGACAUACCAAAAGAGCAAAGAGACAUGAUGACAGGGAUGGUGAACUUAGGACCUUCUUGCCCAAAGAGGGCCAGAGCAGAUGGUUUUCCAUCUGUAGACUCUCCAAAAUCAGAUGUCUGUCAAGUUGAAAGGGCAACAAAUAUGGUAAACCUUGCACCAUCUUGUCCAAAUGUAGCUAGAGUCAUAGGGAUGCCAUCCAUUAGCAAUGCCUACAUAAACGAGAUAGCUUGGCCAGUUAACAAAUUCCCCACAUGGCAGAAACCUCUAAAUAGAAAAACAUCAGUAACUAUAUUGUCCACCCCAUUCCCUAAAAUCUCAAAACGAAACAAAAAAAUUAUGAAAAACAUGUUUGCCAUUGUUCCCUCAUGUCCCUCAGCCUCAAGUAUUCCUGGAUUCCCAUCAGCAAGGAGAACUCAGAAAGCACAAAUGCAAAUGAAAUCUUUGUUCUCCUCAUGCCCAAACAAAUCUAAUAUUGCUGGUAUCCCUUCAAAGUUAGUCCAGCCAGAGGACAACCCUAACAUUGAGUGGUUGAAUGUCAGGGGAGAUCUGUGGGUGAGGAAACCACAGAAAAUACCAGAUUUACCCAAGCAGAUAUUUGUAGAGGACACAAAGAUUUGUAGCACGAUGUGGGCUCUAGUGCCAUCCUGCCCAGUUGCUGCCUCAGUCCCUGGUUUCCCUUCAGCACCUCAGCAUAUAACAGAUAAGCAUCAGAUACGAAAAGAGCCUGCCAUUGAAAAUAUUGUACAUGCUUGCCCCAAAUUGUCUAGAAUUCCAGGAAUGCAGUCUCAAGAUGAGACUAAUUUUGAACAAAGACCUGACAAAACUGUUUUAUGGGACAAGCCUCUUCAAAUGAAGAGUUUUGCCAUAGAAAUGUUAGAUUCAGGUUAUCAAACGGUUGGUAAAGAUAUGGUGGCUUUGGUGCCUUCAUGCCCAGGAGUUGCAAGACAUCCUGGGUUUCCAUCUGCCCCACGACUCCAAGUUAAUAUAGCACCAAAUAUGGUAAAUAUUCUCCCAUGUUGCCCAAAGUUGUCUAUAGUUCCUGGAAUGCCAUCUCAAGAUGAGGCUAUUGUUGAACAGAUUCCUGACAAAACUGUUUUAUGGGACAAGCCUCCUCAAAUGAAGAGUUUUGCCAUAGAAAUGUUAGAUUCAGGUUAUCAAACGGUUGGUAAAGAUAUGGUGGCUUUGGUGCCUUCAUGCCCAGAAGUUGCAAGACAUCCUGGGUUUCCAUCUGCUCCACGACUCCAAGUUAAUAUAGCACCAAAUAUGGUAGAUAUUCUCCCAUGUUGCCCAAAGUUGUCUAUAGUUCCUGGAAUGCCAUCUCAAGAUGAGGCUAAUGUUGAACAGAUUCCUGACAAAACUGUUUUAUGGGACAAGCCUCCUCAAAUGAAGAGUUUUGCCAUAGGAAUGUUAGAUUCAGGUUAUCAAACAGUUCGUAAAGAUAUGGUGGCUUUGGUGCCUUCGUGCCCAGAAGUUGCAAGACAUCCUGGGUUUCCAUCUGCCCCGCUGCUCCAAGUUAAUAUGGAACCAAAUAUGGUGGAUAUUCUCCCAUGUUGUCCAAAGAUAGCAAGGGUUCCUGGUUGCCCAUCCAUAGAGAGUGCUUUAGCCUCAGAAUGGCCCAGUGACCUCAAGUUCUUCAUUUGUAACAAGCCAUUAAAAGAUAAGUUGAUAGGAAUGUCAGGUGUUACUCAUUACUCAAGCCUGGAGUAUAAAGAUAUGUAUGCACUCAAGCCAUCUUGCCCAGCAAAAGCAUGUACUCCUGGGUUCCCAUCAGCUCCACAACCCAAGUGUUUGGAAAUGUCCAAUAUGAUAAAUAUGACAUCUUCUUGUCCGAAAGUGUCCUGUGCUCCCGGGAUCCCUUGCACUGAGAGACGGCAGACUGGGCCAUGGCUUUUUAUCAACAUGCCAGAAUGGGAGAAACCAUUUAGAAAACCACAGUCAUUGGUACAGACUUCCUCUGUCCUGGAAAGUUUGCCAAAUGAAAGUCAUAUAAUGCAAAGAAUGGUAUCUUUUGCAUCAGUAUGCCCAAGAAAAGCUUGUGCUCAAGGUUUCCCCUCUUCCGCGCUGCCUGUAGUUAAAAGGAUGCCACAUAUGUCUUCCAUUCUCCCAUCCAUCCCAAGAGUCAGUAAAAUACUCGGCAUGCCCUCUUCAACUAUGUUGAUUUUUGACAAAAGCCAUUCAAAGUCAUGGUCAGUGCGCUCAUUUACAGAGGUCAAGAAACCACUGAAGGAGAGGUCUGCCAUGAUCACUGCCUGUCAGUAUGAUAGAGAGACUGUGGCAAACAUGUUUCUCCUUAAACCAACAUGUCCAAUUAGGGCUACAAAUCCUGGCCUUCCAUCUUUAUAUAGGCCCCCAGUAGUGGAGGAAUAUACAUCAAGUGUGCUUUAUCCAUCAUGCCCAAGGGAGUCUUGCAUCCCUGGAAUUCCCUCUUUACUGAUAAACCAAGCUCAAUCACCAGAAGCUGCAUCAUGUAAGCAGCUGUCACUGGAGAGACCUUUGAGGGGAACACAAUUUGGAACUGCACUUGCCUAUCCCACAACUGAUAACACAGAGGUUUAUAAAGAUAUGGUGGCCUUGCUACCAUCUUGCCCUAGAGAGGCAAGGAUCCCUGGUUUCCCUUCUGCUCCUCCUCCCCCUAAAGUUGUCUCUGAAAGUCCAGCUUGCCCGGAGAUAGCAUCAACUGAUUUAACUGAGAACAUUGUUGAGGUUAUCACAGAGCAAAGUGUAGUGGAGGAUACAGACGUGUUGGAUUUGGUGACAUGCGAGGAAAGUGAAGACACUGGAAUAUGCAUUGAAGUGAAGCACAUAAGUGAUAUUUCAUUUAUUGGCGAACCUGGUAGUCCAUCCAAAGGGGAAUGUAAAGAGGAUGUGGUCCUUGUAGAGGACAAACCCUCCCCAUCCUCUGCACAUGACACUGCAGACCUCUCAGAGUCUGGGCUUGUGUUAGAUUGGGAGGUGUUGGAAGCUGAGGACUCUUCUGUAGAAAAAGAGGAUGGGUCGACAGGCCUUGUAAAGACAAUAGUUGAUGUCUUUCACAAAGGUUAUGAGACUGUUGCUGCAAUAUUGCAUCCCUCGAGCCCAUCAUAUCCACAUCCCACUGAUGAGGACAAUCUCAAGCAUUUGUCCUCCUCUGUGGACCCCGGUGAUACUGAUGAACUUGUUCAAAGCAAGGAGGAAGCAAUGGGAGCAUCAUCAUGCCUUGGAGCAGAGGAAGCAGUGAGGUUUCCUGAAAGUGCAGAGCCAUAUAUGCACCAUUUAUCUGAGGGCAGAUCUGAGUCGGCUUCAGAGGAUGAGUGUUGGCUGGUUGAAGGUAGUGGUUUUAGUAUGAUGAAGAAAUGGCCUCCUCUAACAGAGCAUGAUCUCUAUGAGAUCACUAAAGAGGAGGAAUUAUCUGGGGCAAAGGAAUUGGAAGAGAAAGUGGACUUGCUGAGCCAAACUAAAGAGAAACCGUCAGUACAGGAGGCAGAUUCUGGACCAAGUAAGGCAUUGGAGCAGAGCAUACCAACACUCCCUGUUGACACGGAAGAGGAACAACGUAAACUGAUGUUUCUGGAACAGGGUCCCGGGCACCUCAGUGCAAAAGGGCCUAUUGUUCCCUCUCCUCUACAGCCCACCACUGAGGAGACUUCACUUGUCUCACGAGGGUCUCACAGUGCUGAUGAAUCAAAGCCUGCCGCAGUAGUUGAUCUGGUUCCGCCACGACGUACAAAGAGAAAAGACAGUUUGAACAGAGAGGCUGUACAGGCUGUUGAUUCAGAGUCAGGGAACACUGAGAGGGUUGCGCUCUCUAGUGUUGGUAAACUCACUCCAUCUCAGCAAAGCAAGGAAGAAAAGUCGGAGGGGUCUCACAGUGUAGAGACUUCUGCUGUUGAAAGUGUGUCUUCGAUGGAGUCUGUUGGAGGUGAUGGGCAGCAGCAGGUAACUUUGUCCUUAGUGGAAAUGGUAGAUGGGGUUUACUCUAAACUUACCGUGGAGGAAAAAUCUCCUCAAACACUGGAUGAUGAAGCUGAUUCAUCUAAAAUGCCUCAAGUGCCUACAGAUGAAAGUGUGCCUUCUGAGAAAGAGAUAGAAGAACCUAGAACUUUAGAUGUAUCUCUCCCAUUGCCACAGACCAAAAUACAACUCAGUACCCCCCUCUCUGAUGAUUCUCUACCACUUCAAACAGGUGCACUGGAAAACAAAGGUACAUCCAAAGACAUUGACACUCAUGCUGCUAAACACAAUCAGACUGUAACUGAAGCUUUGCCAACGGCAGAAUUUGUACCACCCCCAAGCAUCAAGAAAGAAACACCCUCUCCUCUUAUCACUAAAGACAAUUCUACCUCUAAAGCUCAGCCUAGGGACUGUUCACCAGCACAAAAAGAACCGGUGGUGCCCAUGAGAAAAAAGAAGGGCAGGUCUCAAUCAUGUGACGUCUCUCAAGUAAGCAGUACGGAGACUAGUAGGGAGAUGAAGCUGGAGACUUCUGAGUCAGAUAAACCUCUAGACUCAGAAACAAAGUCCACGUCUAACGCUCAGUCUAGGGGUCGAUCACCAGGGCCGAAGGCACCCAUUCGAAAAAAGAAGGGCAGGUCACACUCGUGCGAAAUCUCUGCAGUUGGCGGUACGGGAAGUUGGAGAGAGACAAGACUAAGGGCUCAAGAAUCAGAGAAACCUACAUCCAAAGAAAACAGGUCAUCCUCUCAUCUCACAGAAAACACAGCCACGUCUAACACUCAGUCUAGGGGUCGAUCACCAGGACCGAAGGCGCCCAUUCGAAAAAAGAAGGGCAGGUCUCACUCAUGCGAAAUCUCUGCAGUUAGUGGUACGGGAAGUUGGAGGGAGACAAGGCUAAGGACUCAAGAGUCAGAUAAGCCUCCAGCUGAAGUAUCGGACCAGAAGAAACCAGACACAGACAUUUCUAAGAUCGUAUCUGGAGUGAAGAUGCGGAAGAAACCUGCAGGGCUGCCUGUUCCCAUGCCCCGUGUUCACAAGCGCCGGAGCGGAUCUUUUCUAGAUGACAUGCCAGCAGCAGACAAAGAGGCCUGGGGUAAGGCCAUCACUGAGAGCCUAACAAACUUACCUGUUCCCAUGCCCCGGGUGAAGAAGCGAUUGAGUGGAUCUUUCAUGGAUGUUGCCUCAUCACAUGCAGAAUCUAAAUCAUGUGCAGUGGAAGCAGCAGCGGAGAUGGUGGCCAAGGUGAGAGAGGGUCUGUCUAAUUUACCUGUCCCAAUGCCUCGUGUGAAGAAGCGCCUCAGUGGAGCUUUCCUGGAUGACUCUCCUUCAGCUGCAGAGUCUGGUGUCUGUGGAACAGAAUCAACAGCAAAAGCUAGGGACAAAGGGGUGAGUGAAGAUCAGUCAAGCUUGCCUGUUCCCAUGCCUCGCAUGAAGAAACGGCUAAGCGAAUCUCUUCUUCAAGAUGAUGUUUCACCCGCUACAGUAACUCAGUCCUCUGUAGUCAAACCAGCAGAGAUAGAGGCGACGUCAACCUUACCUAUUCCCAUGCCUCGUAUGAAGAAACGGUUAAGCGGAGCUUUCCUAGAUGACACGUCAUCACCCACUGAAGCGCUAACAUCUGCGACAGAAUCAUCAGUAGACUUAGAGGCCAGAGAGAAGGCAAGUCUGCCUAUCCCUAUCCCUAUGCCUCGCUCAAAAAGGAGUCUCAGUGGAAGUUUCACUGAUGGGAGCCCUCCCUCAGACUCGCCACUGUCUUCGCCUAUAGGUUCUUAUGAGACUAAAGACCCAUUCCUCUCAAAACUGGAUCAACUUUCUAAUGAGGGCAUCUGUACAGACUCUUCCUCUGUUCCCGAUUCCGUUGAAGCAUUUGAAAGCAGUGAUGGGAGGGAGGAGAAUUCAAAGCCCUCAGUCACCACUGCAGCCUCUGAGGAGGAAACAGAGACAGCUGUCUUACUGGCAGGAGACCUGACACAUAUGGAUGAGGAGACAACCACCGAAGCCAAUGCUGAACCAGCGCCAGAAACUACAUCUGUGUUGAAGCUAACAGAAGGUAGCACAGAGGGACCCGAGCAGUCAGUAGAAAUGUUUGACCAGACAAAUCAAGCAGAGCCUACGGCAGAGUCGGAUGUCAUAGAGCUCGUUGAAGGCUCUGAGGUGCCAGAGGCAGAAUCUGGGCAAGCAGAACAGGAGAUGCCAGAGAGCAAAGAGUCUGUAGAAGUAGAAGCUGAAGGUGACAGUGCCUCAGCUGAUGAAAGCCAGGAGGGAGCAGCAGAGGACUCCAGUCUCCCUGUUCCCAGACCCCGCAUGAAGAAGCGCCUGAGUGGCUCGGAGGACUCACAGUCCCCUCCUGGUCAGGAAGAGCUCUCGGACAUUCCAGCUGUCGUGCCACGACGCAGCAAGAAGAAAUUGAUAGCAGACCCCGUAGACCUUCAGGGAAUAGGCUCAGCUGAGGGAGAGACAGACAGAGUCACAUCUCAGGAGAUUCCCAAUCUGGUAACCUCCAGCCAGUCCCUGCUGCAGUGGUGUCAAGAAGUGACUCAGGAUCACAAAGGAGUAAAGAUUACAAACUUCAGCACUUCAUGGCGGAAUGGACUCGCUUUCUGUGCAAUCCUGCAUCACUUUCAGCCAGAUAAAAUAAACUAUGAAAUGUUGGACCCUUACGACAUCAAGCAUAACACCAAGAAGGCUUUUGAUGGCUUUGCGGAACUGGGCAUCCCCCGUCUGAUGGCGCCCUCGGACAUGGUCCUGCUAGCCGUGCCCGACCGCCUCAUCGUCAUGACCUACCUCAACCAGAUCCGCACGCACUUCAUGGGCCAGGAGCUGAGUGUGGUGCAGAUUGGCCGCGACACCAGCGAGUCCAGCUACGCCGUGGCCACUGCCACUGAGGGCCGCGAACACGCCGACCCCGAGGCCGCCGCCCGCUACUGCGUGGCCCAGCUCCAGAGGAGCGGCAUCACCCUGGAAACCAGCGGCGCCCGCCCGGCGCCCGUGGAAAGGGCAGUGUCGCAGGAGCGGGACGCUACCAAUGGGGACAUGGUGCCACCUCCACGCACCAAACGGCCUCAAUCUGUGGUGGCCUCGGGAUCGGGAUCGAGCCUGUUAGGGCCUGUGGCCCCUCCUCGGUCACACUCGACAUCGUCCAAGUCAGGGUUUGCCCACGUGAAGGAUGCGGACCUGGUGAGGAAGAGACGCUCACAGCUCAGGGGGGAAUCCAUGGAAGAGUCAGAGCUGUCAGAAGCCCCAAGCCGAUCAGAGAUUGCCUCAAGCCAAAUCAGUGUGAUGCGACCGGACUCACAAAACCUUGAGCCGGAUGAGGGUAGAAUGGCGGAAGAAGAGCCUCAGGACACCAGCCAGUACGUGCAGAGUGAGAUGCAGGCCCUGGAGAUGGAGCAGAGACAGAUUGACCGCAGGGCGGGCUACGUGGAGAAGAAACUGCGAGCGCUUAUGGAGAGUGGUACUGACCGUAUAGAGGAGGAGAAGCUGAUUCAGGAGUGGUUCAUGCUGGUCAACAAGAAGAAUGCUCUUAUCAGGAGACAAGACCAGCUGCAGUUGCUGCAAGAAGAGCAGGACCUUGAGAGGCGAUUUGAGAUGCUCAAGAGAGAGCUGCAAGACCUGAUGGCCGUGGAGGCACGCCGCUGUCGACUCUGGUUCGAACUGCUGAAGAGAGAGCUCCAAGAACUCAUACCAGAGCAGGACUGGCAGAAGACUCAGGCCCAUAAGCACAGGGAGCAGCUGCUGCUGCAGGAGCUGGUGUCGCUGGUCAACCAGAGGGACGAGCUGGUGCACGACAUGGACGCCAAAGAGAGAGGGGCCCUGGAAGAGGAUGAGAGACUGGAGCGAGGCCUGGAGCGGAGGCGGCAGAAAUACGGCAGUCGCAAGGAGAAGUGUUCAAUCCAGUGAGACCGAUGGAGAGAGAGAGAGACAGAGAUAGAGAGGGUCAAAGGUCGUCUGUUGACCGCCUCCUCUGACCACUUUCUUGAUCGUUUCCAUCUCCUCUCCCGGCUGUUACAGAAAGUUCCUGGUUGUAGAAGAAGUGGGAACUAGCAGGUCUAGAUGGAUUUACAGUAUGGUGGACAUUGAAGGGCUUCGGCAUCUUCAGACUGCAUAUUAUGAAAUGUUUUCAAGACUGCUGAUCCAUAAAAGCUGUGAGGAUGUGAGGGUCUAUCUCAGGCCCGCAGGACUGCUUAAAUCUCCUUGUACAGUUGCCCUUUUACAUGUCAUCGUGUAUUAAUGGACAGUGGACUUUGUUGUUGAUCCAAAGUCUCAUGAAGCUGGCUGAUUGCGUGCGUGUUGAAGGUUAGGCAUAUGUGUCCUCACGUGGCCUGUCUCCAUACUGUUGCACACGGAUUGCAACAGUGCAUGUGAAACUGGUAAUGGAAGUCCCCAGUUGGAUACAACUGCAUGCGAUUGCUUCUGCCUACACCAAAGAUGUUACACUUUAGUUUCUUGUUUUUAUACACCAGGCUACUUUGCCAUUUUUUAAACUAAUACUGCCGUAUCAGACGGAUGUAAAAGAUUGCUGUUGGUUUGACUGUUUGUUUUGUUUAAGAAACAAAGCCAAAAAAGCCUGCUUUAAGUUACUGAAUGUAAAACUGAAAGGGGCGGGGAUGGGAGAACUUAACAGGGGAAAACAAAUCUGCAGUGAGGUGUUUUGUGUUCGAGGCCUUGACCACGAGAGAAGUUUCUGUGCCCAGUCCUUUGAGGAGGGCAGUCUGACCCGAGGGAAGGAACAAAAGCUUUUGAGCUUUCAGGAGGCCUGACAGGAAAAUGCUCUUACCACUCUUUUGUGAGGUGGCAGUGUGUGCUCUGUUACAUGAGACCAUGCCAGGGAGCUCUACGUAGCACCUUCAAUUGAGUCCAUAUCAAGAUACAGUCGAGAGACUCUGUGUUUAUUUGUUUUGCAGUUUAAUUGUCCAACAUUUAAAUAGGGACAAUAGAGAGAAUGAAGAUUUGACAUCCAAUACAUAGACAUGUAUACUUCAUCCAUUAUGAAGUAACGCCAGCUAUCUUUAUUUAACCUAAGUAAUGGUUUCAUCAUGAUAUUUUAACAAACAAAUAAGUCUUUGGUUGUGUAAUUGUAGACCUAUCUGUUUGAAAUGCUGAUGUGCAUUUGUCAUAUUCGUUAUACAGCACAUGCAUCGCAUACACGGUCAUGCAGAGUUGUACUCACAUAGACCUUAAGUAUUUUGUUUUGAAGGUCAACAACUACAGUAUUAUUUCAGGAAAUAUCUGACCUUGAAUAGGAUUCAAAAUUGUGCAAUGACGAACCAGCAGCAAAAAAGAAACAACAACGAAAUGCCAUGAUCUAUGUGUAAGCAGGUUUAAGUGUGAAUGUGUUUGCAGGCAUGCAUGUGGUUUUUGUGUGUGAAUAUACAAUAUGUGUAUGUGUAAGUUUGGUUGACACGUUUAAAAUCUGUGAUAAGCUCAGAUAUGGAAAAAACUUUUGUGAAACUGAAAACACAGUCGCUAUUGCCGACUUUAUCUUCAAGUGUGUGUGGUAUGUUUUUUGUGAGAAGUUUAUAUCCCAUGGCAACAAGGCCAUUGACAGUUGCAUUAUGGUAUAUGUGUACUAUUUUUGUGUGAGAUACCUGUAGGAAAUAAAUGACAUUUUUUGGGAAAGUCA
Messenger RNA from Sardina pilchardus (European sardine), 9957 nucleotides. RefSeq names its product EH domain binding protein 1-like 1a (gene ehbp1l1a). The record is from RefSeq and is a predicted model, not a curated record. Bases 303 to 8234 code for a protein of 2643 amino acids. Gene Ontology annotation, biological process: actin cytoskeleton organization. Gene Ontology annotation, molecular function: protein binding. Gene Ontology annotation, cellular component: microtubule organizing center; filamentous actin. The transcript is spliced from 18 exons. Lineage: Eukaryota; Metazoa; Chordata; Actinopteri; Clupeiformes; Clupeidae.